GUGAGACUGGUGGCGCUGAGAAGGAGAGCAGCUCCGGUUUGAUUGGAGGAAGUAAACACAUCAACAAAGAAAGAUGACCGAAGUGAUAGAGCUGCAUAAGCUUAAGCUUGCUGAACUGAGGCAGGAAUGUGAUGCCCGAGGUUUGGAGACCAAGGGAAACAAAGGGGAGCUCAUCGCCCGACUCCAAGCCUAUCUGGACGAACAUGUACUCCAAACAACAGAGGAAGAUGUGGACGUAGAUGAUGUGCUUGCAGAGGAUGCAGCGGACUUCACUAAAGUUGAGAGUUCCAACAACGUAAAAGAAGACAAAGACUCUGAAAUGACCGAGCCCGAGCCACCUGCUGAGAAGAAGGUGGUGAAAAUAGCUCCUCCAUUAUCUGCCAGCGAGCGACUUCAGAAGAGAGCCGAGCGUUUCAACCUGCCAGCUUCAUCUGAAAGCAAGAAGGCCAUACGUGCAGCAAGGUUUGGCUUACCCGCUACUUCAAGUCCCUCCCCAGGUGUCGUUGCAGACAGUAAAGCUGUGAACGUCGAUCAGCUGAAGAAGAGAGCAGAAAGAUUUGGCGUGAACGUCUCAUCUAUUUCUCAGAAGAUUGAAGAGGAUGAAAAGCUGAUGAAGAGGAAGGAGAGGUUUGGGAUCCUGACAAGUGCUGGUUCAGUCGGCGGAGAAGACGUUGAGGCAAAGAAAAUGAAGCGAGCAGAAAGAUUUGGAAAAGUGUAAAUAAAGUUGGAAGGGUUUUUUUUUUUUUUUGUUGUUGUUUUUUGCAAAGGCUUUUUGUGACUGUACACCUGAAGGUGACAAAUAGGAUUCCUUAAAAUCAAAAGUACAGUUAAAUAUAAUGAUAAAUGGGGUUGUUGCAUUAAUUCAGCUGUUUGGGAAAACGCUGUUUUUUUUUAAAUUGAACCUCAAGUCCAAGAAGGCCAUUUUCUGUGUCCUGUGAGACUUUUAAGAUCAUGAUUUACAGUUUUUCUAGCUUGUUUUUGUUUUUGUUUUUUGUCAGAAUUAGAGGAACAGUUUGAGCUUCUAAAUAAUCCAGAAGUUUCUCUCUGUUUUAAGGUUUUUGCUCAUUUUUGCAGCAGUAAUACUGUAAGUGUAUAUCAAGCAAAUAAAUUAAGAAGCAGCUGCUUUACAGUAAAAGCUGAUUUUUAAUUUUCCUUCAUGUAUUAAUUAAUCAUCAUGUAUUAAGAUAAACUGCCUGAUCAAAUUUGACAUUUGGAUGCUUUUUUCACGCUGUUUCAGUUAUGACAAACCAUGGAAGUGAUGACAGAUUAAAACACAAAACAAUGGUUGAAGAGGAAGAAACUAUAUUUCUGAUUAUUGACUGUAAUUUGUUCUCACUGUGUAUUUAACUGUACUUUUGAUUAUUGAGGGGGUGGGGGUGGGGAUCACUGGU
Archocentrus centrarchus (flier cichlid) is the source of this 1391-nucleotide messenger RNA. RefSeq names its product SAP domain containing ribonucleoprotein (gene sarnp). The coding region runs from base 74 to 718 and encodes 214 amino acids. Gene Ontology annotation, cellular component: nucleus. Gene Ontology annotation, biological process: poly(A)+ mRNA export from nucleus. The record is from RefSeq and is a predicted model, not a curated record. The transcript has 11 exons. NCBI's taxonomy places the organism in Eukaryota, Metazoa, Chordata, Actinopteri, Cichliformes, Cichlidae.